Molecule: messenger RNA, 841 nt
Organism: Clonostachys solani
Lineage: Eukaryota; Fungi; Ascomycota; Sordariomycetes; Hypocreales; Bionectriaceae
Source: the annotation of a GenBank genome assembly
AUGGCGACGCUCGGGCUCGACGAUGACGAGCUCAAAUCCGUCGAGCAGAUGGUCUCGAGAAUCUCACAGCUCUCAAGCAGCAUCAACAGCUUGAAGCACGACCUCCUGAGAUCCGCACCGCUCCCCCCUCCGUGCGUCUCUCACCACCUCCCCGAUCACCCCGAAUGACGCAAACCUGCUAACGUCCACGGGUUCGCGCAACAGAUCCUCCUUCCAGGCCUCGGCCCAGAUCCUGCAGCGCAACCUCCAGACCAUCCUCGACAGCAUCACCGAGAACUCGGAGCUGUUCAGCCAGAUGGCCCUCCACCCGUCGACCAACUUCCCCGGCCGCACGCAGGAGGGCAUCCUCUCGAUGCUGCUGCGGAGCAAGCUCGAGCCGCAGAUGGAGGAGCGCGUGUCGCAGGGCCUCGAGACGGCGCACCGGGCCACGCCCGAGGGCAUCGCCGUCCUGCAGGAGGUGUGGGACGAGUGCAGGCGGUGGACGCAGGAGCGCAUCGCCGAGUACGUGUCCGAGGAGGCCGACGACGUGUACACCAAGCAGGAGAGGGACGCGGGCGUGGAGAAUGUGCGGACGGGCCUGCGGAGGGAGCUCGAGGAGGACGAGAGCGACGACGACGACGGGGAGGACGAGGACGAGGUCGAUGACAGUGCGAGGGGAUCACAGCAGCAGCAGCAGGGUGCGCCGCCGGUUGCGCGGGGGCCGGAGCCCGAGACGUUGAUGUGGUUUGCUGCGCGGGGGGACUUUUCGGUGCCGCCGAAUAUCGAGUUUGAGCGCAAGAUGGAUGUGUACCGAGGGCUGCAGGGCGUCAGCAUACCGCCUGAGCCGAUGCAGCAAGGUUGA